Molecule: messenger RNA, 1983 nt
Organism: Nezara viridula (southern green stink bug)
Lineage: Eukaryota; Metazoa; Arthropoda; Insecta; Hemiptera; Pentatomidae
Source: the annotation of a GenBank genome assembly
AUGGUACAUGUAAUUUAUUCCAAAUUAGGUAAUCCUACUUCAAGAAGAAUCAUGGAGAUCGUAUUUGAAGGUAAAUUCGAUAAAGCAUCCCUGGAUGAAGUCAAUUCCAAUAGCGAUGACAAUCCUCUGCUUGCAAGUGCUCAAUUAGAUACGAAGAAUAGCUUCAAGCGGACUUUCGUAAGCUUUUACAAGAAGAUGUCUAUCUACGAAACGUCUACACCACGGUUACCCACAAUUCAACCUGUUUACAAAUCGGAUAUUGCAGAUCCUAGUAUGCAAUAUAUUGCCUUAAAGGAUAUAGGUAAAAAUAUGGACGAUGCUUUUUUAGGAUUCAGUAUGGCUAACCCUAAAGUGAGCUGCGUAACCAGGGACAAGAUUUUAUUUCGGGAAGACUACUCAAAAAUGACCGAUCGAGUGAGGAUAAUUUCAAGCGGUGUGGGGUUCUGGGGGAACGUCGUAGGCCGGGGUAUGCUGACCUGUAUGGUCCUCGGGACCUACGGAUCGCCAAAGACCAGGGUCAUCCAAACUGCCAUCAUGGAGCUCAACAAGACGGCCGACCGUGGCAUCCUCGCCAUCAUCCCCAACAACUUCGACGACAAGAUCAACUGGGGAGUUGCCAUCGCCCGAGCUUAUAGGAAAGGAGUCAAACUACAAAGCAUCACAUUCGGAGAUAACGCCUAUCACGGAUGCAAAGAGGACGAGAGAUCUUGCCUUGCAGGAAUAGUCAUUUGCUACAAACUCGCCGGAGCAAUGUCAGAAGAACUGUGCACCCUCCCGGUUAUCGUAGAUAGAUUGAACAUGAUGUUUUUUUCUACGAUAUCCUGCCAUUUCGGAUUGCCGUUUCGCAUAGGAACUGAUUUGGAAGGUAGAGGCGGGUUCGAAAUGGAAUGUGCGACGAAAGAAAAUGUGAUGAAAGAAGUGUAUUACUCCCUGUUGGAUCCUCGAAGGAAAUACUCAGUGGGCUUUGAUCCUGGUUCUGAGUUCGUUGUGCUGAUCAAUACCUACGAAGCCAAUUGCAAUUUAGCUCAAACGCUAAGCGUCGAAUUGAUAACGAGGCUUCACAAAUAUGGAUACAUUUGUUCUCGUGUAUACUCCGGAAAUCUUGUUUAUUCGGUUAGGCCUGGCUUUUCUGUGACCAUAUUACCUGAAGGAGUUUCGGAUGUAGUAAGAUGGUUGGACCGCUACACCUCUUGCGCAGGAUGGCUGGUCGCUGGAAACGGCAAAGCCCACAAGUAUAGGCUAGGCAGAUGUCCGGAGCUGGCGGACACCAACGGAACGUGGUUCAACGAACGGCAAUCUAACAUGUUAAAAACCGCUGUCGAGUUGGCUGUCACCAACUUCAGAAAUGAAAAAAACUACCUCAACUCGUACGAUCCCAAGGGUAAAUAUGGGACUAAAAUGUGUAAAAUCUGCCAUAUUGUCUUGGAAAAUAUGAAAGCGAAUCCCUUAUUUAUACAGUACCCUUAUAUGCUAUUUUUGAUGAUUGGUGAAACCUUUGAAACCCAUUUUCAAAACAUUGAUGGACUGAUGUUUGCUUUAUUCUCUGUUACACUGGGUCAGUAUUUCGGUGAUCACACAAGGUCACCUAAACACAUAAAUAUGAAAACCUGGGAAAGAGCAUUAAAGAGAAGUGUGAAAGCAGUGGCUGGUUACUUUAAAAUUGGUUAUAAAGAUCACACUCUCCUCGAUAUCUUCGGUUCAUUUUACUUGAUAAUGACUACCUCCAGAUUAGAUAUGUUAACAGAUAUACAUUUGGCAUUAGAAGUGAGUGAUGAGUACUGUUGGAAGGUGAAGUAUGCCAAAGUGAAUAAAAUAAUUGAAUAUCCUUACCUGACAAUGAAAUCAGCUUAUAUCAUGCUUGAUGCUGUUGCAACAAUGUUACGAGGGACUGAUAUUAAUGUGCAACAGCUAGCUCCUGAAGAUAUUGACACUACCCCAACAACUACAGCUACUAAAAUAAAAGAGAUCCUGACUGCUUUUUGA